UGUUAUUUAGAUGUAUAUAUAUAGUGAUACGAAUCCGCGGAGUCUCUGCAAUUUCCCUCUCCUUCAAAGCCUUUUCUCUUCUCCUCUGAAAUCUCGCUCUAAGAUUUCGUCGUUUAUCUUUCUCCAUCUGGAUUUUGAUUGAGCUCUCUCUUCUUUCGUCUUAAUUGGUUUCACUAUGUCUUCUUAUACCCCUAAGAACAUCCUCAUAACUGGGGCAGCUGGUUUUAUUGCGUCACAUGUCGCUAACCGGCUCAUAAGGAACUACCCAGACUACAAGAUUGUUGUGCUUGACAAGCUUGAUUACUGCUCGAACCUGAAAAACCUCCUUCCUUCCAAGUCAUCUCCGAACUUUAAGUUUGUGAAAGGUGACAUUGGUAGUGCUGACCUUGUUAACUACCUCCUUAUUACCGAGUCUAUCGACACAAUAAUGCACUUUGCAGCCCAGACUCAUGUUGAUAACUCGUUUGGAAACAGCUUUGAGUUUACCAAGAACAAUAUCUAUGGCACUCAUGUCUUGCUUGAAGCUUGCAAAGUCACUGGUCAAAUCAGGAGGUUCAUCCAUGUCAGCACUGAUGAGGUUUAUGGUGAGACGGAUGAGGAUGCUGUUGUAGGAAACCAUGAGGCUUCCCAACUUCUCCCAACAAAUCCGUACUCUGCUACAAAAGCUGGUGCUGAAAUGCUUGUUAUGGCGUAUGGUAGGUCAUAUGGGCUGCCUGUGAUAACAACCCGUGGAAACAACGUUUAUGGUCCCAACCAGUUCCCUGAAAAGUUGAUUCCAAAGUUCAUUCUCCUAGCAAUGAGGGGAAAGACUUUACCAAUUCACGGUGAUGGUUCUAAUGUGAGGAGUUAUUUAUACUGUGAGGAUGUGGCCGAGGCAUUUGAAGUCAUUCUUCACAAGGGUGAAGUUGGCCAUGUUUAUAAUAUUGGAACAAAGAAGGAGAGGAGAGUGAUUGAUGUGGCCAAAGAUAUCUGUAAGCUUUUCUCGAUGGAUCCAGAGACCAGCAUCAAGUUUGUUGAAAACAGACCAUUCAAUGACCAGAGGUAUUUUCUUGAUGAUGAGAAGCUGAAGAACUUGGGAUGGUCCGAGCAAACUGUAUGGGAAGAGGGGCUGAAGAAGACCAUUGAAUGGUACACUCAGAAUCCCGAAUGGUGGGGCGAUGUGUCUGGUGCAUUGCUUCCUCACCCUAGAAUGCUGAUGAUGCCUGGUGGGAGACACUUCGAUUCUGAAGAGGGAAAAGGUACAUCAUUUGCAAGUGGACCUAAUCAGACCCGAAUGGUGGUUCCAACCUUCAAAACUAGUAGCAGCACGCAAAAACCAGCCUUGAAGUUCUUGAUCUAUGGCAGGACUGGCUGGAUUGGAGGUCUGCUUGGUCAGUUAUGUGAGAAACAAGGUAUUCCCUUUGAAUAUGGAAGAGGACGAUUGGAAGAUCGUUCAUCCCUUAUGGCAGAUAUUCAGAAUAUAAAGCCAACCCAUGUUUUUAAUGCUGCUGGUGUGACUGGUAGGCCCAAUGUUGAUUGGUGUGAGUCUCACAAAACAGAAACAAUUCGCACCAAUGUGGCUGGAACCUUGACCUUAGCAGAUGUUUGCAGAGAACAUGGGCUUUUGAUGAUGAAUUUUGCUACAGGGUGUAUAUUCGAGUACGAUGCAGGACAUCCUGAGGGCUCCGGCGUUGGGUAUAAAGAGGAAGACAAACCCAAUUUCACUGGUUCCUUUUAUUCAAAAACCAAGGCUAUGGUUGAAGAGCUGUUGAAAGAAUAUGACAACGUCUGCACUCUCAGAGUUCGAAUGCCGAUCUCAUCUGACCUAAACAACCCUCGUAACUUUAUUACCAAGAUUGCACGCUACAACAAGGUGGUCAACAUUCCCAACAGCAUGACAAUCUUGGAUGAACUUCUGCCUAUUUCUAUCGAGAUGGCUAAAAGGAACUUGAACGGUAUCUGGAACUUUACAAACCCUGGGGUUGUAAGCCACAAUGAGAUCCUGGAGAUGUAUAAGGCUUACAUUGACCCAAAGUUUCAGUGGGUGAACUUCACAUUGGAAGAACAAGCCAAGGUUAUAGUUGCCCCUCGAAGCAAUAAUGAGAUGGACGCAUCCAAGUUGAAGAACGAGUUCCCCGAUCUGCUACCAAUCAAGGAAUCACUGAUUAAGUAUGUCUUUGAACCCAACAAGAGAACCUGAGCCUUUUGAGCAGCAGUUUACAGGAAUAGAAUUCGGUAUUAUCCUAUGUUUUUUUCUUCAUUUAGUUAUUGCCUGGAAUAUCUUUUCAGUUUAAUUCAUUUGUUAUAAUCUUGUCUUCCACCUUAUUAGUUUCCACUAGAUAACUCUUAAGGUGUUACUAUUAGAUUUAAACCAUUCAUUGUUAGUAGCUGCACCAAGCAGUAUCCUAGUCUGUACGUCCAUUCUUGAAGAAACAAUCUAUAGGUGCUUUACAAAUUGUCAUCUGCAGGCUGACAGGUGUAUUAUUUGGCAUUACAUUAGUUGAAUGUUAUGACUUUCAACAGUCACCUACUGGUCUAUGAUGGAGGAAAUUCCAUCUAUCUCUUAUUACUCAGAUGAGUGAAUUAUUUAUGUAUUUGAGUCUCUCAAUUGUCCUUUGUGCAACUACAUUAUAUUACUCAGUAUACCAGUCCUUUGACUGAAAUAAGAGUAUAUAUUUUCUUUUCA
Messenger RNA from Gossypium raimondii (Peruvian cotton), 2665 nucleotides. RefSeq names its product trifunctional UDP-glucose 4,6-dehydratase/UDP-4-keto-6-deoxy-D-glucose 3,5-epimerase/UDP-4-keto-L-rhamnose-reductase RHM1. The record is from RefSeq and is a predicted model, not a curated record. Bases 176 to 2179 code for a protein of 667 amino acids. Gene Ontology annotation, biological process: auxin export across the plasma membrane; UDP-rhamnose biosynthetic process; flavonol biosynthetic process. Gene Ontology annotation, molecular function: dTDP-glucose 4,6-dehydratase activity; UDP-L-rhamnose synthase activity; UDP-glucose 4,6-dehydratase activity. Lineage: Eukaryota; Viridiplantae; Streptophyta; Magnoliopsida; Malvales; Malvaceae. The transcript is spliced from 3 exons.